AUGGGAAAUGUCAGCCCGGUCGGCCCGCUGGCGUCCCUUGGCGAUUCGGCUUUUCGUAGUUUUCAAAAAACUAGCUGGGUUUUCUCUCACCGCCAAAAAAAAACCCUAACACCUCUCCCCUCCCCCCCCCCCCCGGCGUCCCUCUCUCGCAGCGAUUGGCACCGGAAAUGGACGGAACCCCCAAAAAAUCAAGACCCAAAUCAACCGCUGGGAGGCCCAAAACCUCGCCGGAGGUUCCCUCCGACGCCGGAAUCUGCCACUCCCCGCCGCUCCCUCCGCCGGAUCUCCUCCAUUUCUGAACCCAAAUCCCCUCAGACGCCGAUCCCCAGCGCGGCCAAGUUCCUCGCCACCGAUCGCCUGGAAACACCCCGAUCCGCCAGGAAAUCCAGGCGAUCUCUGCUUUGUUCCGAGAAGACGCCGUCCAAAGUCGCAACCUUCUCUCCGGUCACUCCCAACCCCCCAGAAUCAAAGAAGAGGAAACGGUCCGAACCUCCAGUGCCGAAGCCGAGAGCUUCGAGGACUCCAAAGAGGCGGGUGUACUAUAAGAAGGUCGUGUACGAUGGCGGGGAGUUUGCGGUGGGGGAUGAUGUGUAUGUAAAGAGGAGGGAGGGGGCGGAGUCCGAUGACGAGGACCCGGAGGUGGAGGCUUGCCGGACUUUCCAGUCCGGAGGGUCAAUGAUGAUAGAGUGCGAUGAUUGCUUGGGGGGGUUCCAUCUCAAGUGCCUGAAGCCUCCACUGAAAAAAAUUCCGGAGGGGGAAUGGAUUUGUGGGUUUUGUGAGGCUCGAAAAAUGGAGGAGGUCGUGCUCCCGAAGCCCCCAGAAGGGAAGAAGCUGAGCAGGACGGCAAAGGAGAAACUCCUUUCUAGCGACUUGUGGGCGUCCCGGAUAGAAAGUUUAUGGAAAGAAUCUGAUGGGAUCUACUGGAUGAAGUGCCGAUGGUACAUAAUCCCUGAAGAGACUGCAGUUGGGAGGCAACCUCAUAAUUUGCGGAGGGAGCUCUACCGCACAAAUGAUUUUUGUGAUGUCAAGAUGGAAUCUGCCCUUAGGCAUUGCUACGUUAUGAGCCCUAAGGACUUUAGAGAAGCUGACAAUGAGGGAGAUGAUGUAUUUUAUUGUGAAUAUGAGUAUGAUGUCCAUUGGCACAAUUUCAAGCGUAUCACAGAUAUUGAUAAUGAUGACGAGAAUGAUGAAGAAGCUGGAAAUGACGAGGAGUGGAAGUUUCCUAAGGAUUUGCACAGUGAUAUAGAUGAAGAUUCAGAAUAUGAAGAACAUACAACCAUCGAUUACGCUGAUCAGAAGAAUCUAACUCAUGAAUUGGCUGCGAACUCACACAAGGGAAGGAUAUUUGGUCUUCAAAGAAUUGGAAUAAAAAAAAUUCCAGAACACGUGAGGUCUAAGCAGACUGAUCUGGAAAAGGCAAAAGCAACGCUGCUGUUAGCAACUUUGCCGAAAUCAUUGCCUUGCAGAAAUAAGGAAAUGGAGGAAAUAGCUGCAUUUAUCAAAGGCGCCAUUUGUGAUGAUCAAUGUUUAGGCCGCUGCCUUUAUAUUCAUGGUGUCCCGGGAACUGGCAAGACUAUGAGUGUACUUGCAGUGAUGAGGAGUCUUAGGUCUGAAGUUGAUGCAGGAACUAUGAGACCCUAUUGCUUUAUAGAUAUCAAUGGUCUGAAGCUUUCUUCUCCGGAGAAUAUUUACAGGGUUAUUUAUGAAUCAUUAAGCGGUUGCAGGGUUGGAUGGAAAAAAGCUCUUCACUAUCUCAUUGAGCGAUUUUCAGAUGGCACUAAAGUUGGCAAAGAAGAGAACAAACCCUGUGUUCUGCUUAUAGAUGAACUUGAUCUUCUUUUGACCAGAAAUCAAUCGGUGCUUUACAAUAUUCUUGAUUGGCCCACUAAACCUCAUUCGAAACUUGUUGUCAUAGGAAUAUCAAACACUAUGGAUCUUCCAGAAAAGUUACUCCCACGAAUAUCAAGCCGAAUGGGGAUUCAGAGACUAUGUUUUGGCCCUUACAAUUAUCAACAGUUGCAAGAAAUCAUAUCAAGUCGUCUUAGAGGUCUUGAAGCAUUUCAAGAGCAAGCUAUUGAAUUUGCUUCCAGAAAGGUUGCAGCUAUGUCUGGUGAUGCUAGGCGUGCGCUGGAAAUAUGUAGGCGUGCAGCAGAGUUGGCAGAUUAUCGGCUCAAGCAAACGUCACGGUCCGAACAGUCAUCUUUCCCUGUUGAUAGUUCUUCUAAAGGAAAACACCUAGUUGGCAUGGUGGACAUUGAAGCUGCUAUACAGGAAGUGUUUCAGGCACCGCAUAUUCGAAUAAUGAAAAAUUGUUCAAAACUGAGCAAAAUUAUGUUGGUGGCUAUGGUGCAUGAACUCUACCGAAGUGGAUUGGGCGAAAUAACCUUUGAAAGGUUGGCAACAACUGUUCACUCUUUAUGCUCAAGCAAUGGAGAAGCUUUUCCUGGAUGGGACACGCUCUUGAAAAUUGGCUGUAAACUUGGUGAGAGCAGAAUAAUUCUUUGUGAGGAAGGCACAAAGCAUAGGUUGCAGAAAUUGCAGCUCAACUUCCCCAGGCAGGAAGAUGAGUUUGAACUAGAUGAAUGCUGGAUUGAGGUGAAAUUGAUGUCACAUUGUUUAUCUAGAUUUGUAAAAUCCUACCUGCUGGAAACUGCUGCAACGUUUGCUGAUUGCCAUGCCAUUCUCAAAUCCCAAUGGAUGCAGUUAUGUAAUCACUCUGCUCCAUGAAGCGAAUCUGCCGGAGCAUUUUUCACAGAUAAUGAAGUUCUUUUCUUUCCUUUUGACCCUUAGUUUGGUUUUGAAAGGCAUUGAAUUUGUACUUAGGCACAUAUAUUUACGACAGGUGGUUGUGGAAGUUUUUGAAAAGCAAUUAAGGUUAACAAAUUUCAAUUCCUCAAAAAUUGCAAUGUGCUUUUUCAAGAGUAGUGGUCUCAUAGGUGGUCAUGUAUUUUGACACAUUGGAUAUAUGCUAAUAUGAGGAUCUAAUGAACUGAUAGGCAUUCAUUUCCACCUGCAGGCUUUCUGGGUUGCUGGGCAAGAAUUUUGGAAUCCCCAAAACGGUGCAAUUUUCUUUUAUACGUAAGGCAGUUAGGAAUUGGCUCAAGUCACCCACUGCCUAAAGGCAUUGGCCACUGCCUGACUGCUUAUAAAGUAUCCAGCACAUAAUGGGCAUGCUGGAGUAUGCUCACUGCUAUCCUGCUGCUGCUCCUACCCCACAUAAACAUCGAUAGAUCCAUCAGAGUAUGUCGGUCUGCACCAUGGAUUCAAGUCACGGUGGGAUGUCCUAUGUGGCACCUUGUGGGGUACCAUCUAAUGUGUUGGGACAGGAACUUUGUUCCUUGUCUUUCUAUACCUUCUAUUCUGCUCAGCAACUUUAUAUCUACAAAAAUCAGAGCUGAUUGCUCACCUUGGCAGUGCCAAAUUAGUCAUUGCGACUCAUCAAAAAAUUGCAUCUGGGAGUGAGAUCUUCCAAGUCAGCGUGAUAUUGGAAGGAAAAAUUUGAACUCCACUGCCCUGCCUUUUGUUUGAGGCAACAAAUAUAUGAUCCUUGUGCAACGGGCAUCUGUUCUUUAAAACACCUAGUGAGUCCUCAAACAAGCCUUUGGCAACCCAGGCUCCUUUUGCUGAGAGAAAAGUUGCCUCCAAGGAUCAUUAUGCAAUUUAUAAUGCAAUAUCCAUUCCAAGAAUACUCCAUAAUCAUACUAGGAAAUUAGUUUCCUUGAUGAUCUGUAUUUGGAAGCAGAAUUGCAGCUACGUUGUUUAAAGAUUGGAUUUUAAUAAUCUGUUCACUUGA
Molecule: messenger RNA, 3793 nt
Organism: Phoenix dactylifera (date palm)
Lineage: Eukaryota; Viridiplantae; Streptophyta; Magnoliopsida; Arecales; Arecaceae
Source: RefSeq, a predicted model, not a curated record